This is a messenger RNA of Alternaria metachromatica, 1092 nucleotides long. RefSeq lists its product as uncharacterized. The record is from RefSeq and is a predicted model, not a curated record. The transcript has 3 exons. NCBI's taxonomy places the organism in Eukaryota, Fungi, Ascomycota, Dothideomycetes, Pleosporales, Pleosporaceae. Gene Ontology annotation, molecular function: acyltransferase activity, transferring groups other than amino-acyl groups. The coding region runs from base 1 to 1092 and encodes 363 amino acids.
AUGCGUCGCCAACUUCCUCCAAGCCAUCUCAAGGUUCCGCCGGGUCCGCAUGCGUUUCCAAGACAACAACAUUUUCUGGGUCAGGAUACAGUUGUUGUGAACCAUUACUCGGGUCUUGAAAAGGCGAUUCCUGCGAUACCGUCUUUACCGGGAUUUAGGACCAGUGCUGCAUUCUUGACGUCGCUGAGCGCAAACCUCAGAAUUGAUCCAGAUCUACCAUCGCCGCUACCCACACCAACCUCGUUCCGAUUGAACAACUUCGUCCAAGAACUUCCCUCCACAUCGCUGUCCUACUCAACGCUGCCUGCACAGUACAACCCGUACCCUUCGCCUGCCGAAUCCCAUACCAUGUCGUCGACCGAACCGAACGCGCCGGCCAAGUCGCCUACGGAUGAACUGCCGCAACUCUCUACCUACACUGCUGAGACAGAGGAGGACCGAAUCGAAGGCUUACGCUUGGUCGCAGAUUCCGUGGCACAACAGCGCCAGGUCGCCAGCAAGGUCAUGCUGUUCCAUCCAGUUUCACUAGCCGCGUACGUUGUAGUUGUGGCUUUUGCUGCGCAGUACAUGCUACGCUGGUACGAGGACAAAACGAUGUUGGCCACAACCAUUGGAGGCAUCACAAUGACUUUCCUCAUCUUCAUUCGAUGGAUGACCGGUGGCUACAUCGGUAUGGCCGAGGAUAUCAACAUGGAUUGGCUGGGCGAUGACAGACUCAUCGUGGUGAAGUGGGGUGAGGACGUCAUCGGAUCCUUGGUAUUGGGUUGGGCCGAUAAUGAUGCCGCGAAGAAGCGAGGCAGGAGAAGGCGAGGCAAGGCCGUUGUACGCGCUUGGACUGUAAAGUUGAAGUACCGCGGCAAGGGCGUUGGUGGGGGCUUGUUGGAGGAGGCUGUCAAGGUGGCAGGAGAGCGCGGCGCAGAUGGCAUUGUCUUUGAUGCCGACCAUGCCAACUCUAAGCGUAUCCUCCCUGCCAUCUUCAACGGUUACCUCAACAAGCAAGACGCAAAGGCCGAGAAGGCUCUACAAAAGGUUGCGGACGCGAAGGGCAACUUCCGCCAGCGUCAGAGCUCGCCCACUUGGGGCAGCAGGUAG